This is a messenger RNA of Rattus norvegicus (Norway rat), 7865 nucleotides long. NCBI's taxonomy places the organism in Eukaryota, Metazoa, Chordata, Mammalia, Rodentia, Muridae. The record is from RefSeq and is a predicted model, not a curated record.
UUUUUUUUAAAGAUUUAUUUAUUUAUUAUAUAUGAGUACACUGAAGCUGUCUUCAGACACACCAGAAGAGGGAAGGCAUCAGAUCUCAUUACAGAUGGUUGUAAGCCACCAUGUGGUUGCUGGGAUUUGAACUCAGGACCUCUGGAAGAGCAGUCAGUGCCCUUAACCGCUGAGCCAUCUCUCCAGCCCCAGAUGUCACCUUUAUGUCCUGCUUAGACUUUAGUGUCACACAGCCUAGUUAUCUGAGAAGAACGCCUAAUUGAGGACCUGCGUAAGUCAAACUGUUUGUGUCUGUGGGGGACCGCAUUCCUCGGGCAGGAGAUGCUGGACUGUGUGAGAAAGCUAAGUGUGAACAGAUGGGCCAGCUGGAGGCAGUGCUUCUUCAUGGUUCCUGCCCUGACUUCUCUCGGGGAUGGACUAUGACCUGAAGCUCUUAGGCCAUGAACCCUCUCCUCCUCAUGUUCCUUUUGGUCAGCAUUUAAUCAUAGCAAAAGAAAGGAGACCAGUGUGUGUGUGUGUGUGUGUGUGUGUGUGUGUGUGUGUGUGUGUGUGUGUGUGUUUUGCUGGGGUUUUGGAACAAACCAUUACAUCUGUUUCUAGCUCCUAUCACCUCACUCUGACAAACGUCUCCUAAGCACAGUCCCAACACAGUGCAGGGCUUUAUAGAUUAUUCUGGUGUUAUUCUUCCAGGUCCCUGGCUGUCACUGAAGUCAGGGUCAGAACUCAAGCAAGAGCUUGGCGGAAGUCAUGCAGACACUGCUCUAUGGCCUGCUCACUUGCCCAUGUGUAGCUUUCUUACAUGGGCUGGGACACCUGCCAAAGAAAGGGUCCUUCAGUGUCACUUAGUAAUCAGGAUGAUCCCUGGCAGGCCAGCCUGACCCUCAACCGAGGCUUUUCAGGUGACCCUAGGCUGUGCCACUCUGACAAGGUUAAGGACAACAGACAACAGUUUAGAGGAAGACAAGGUUCCCAGGAGUUAUCUGCCUAAGACAGGAUGCAGAAUGCUGGACCCCAGCAGCCCAGCUUCUCUCUCUUUGUUCCCAGACAUCAGGGCUCCUGCCAGGACCUACUGCUGAGGCUCACCACGCUUCUCCUCUUGGUUAGGCUUGUUCUUCCUGGCUCUGCUUUUCAAAUCCAGCACCAGCUCUUGUCUGCUCAGUGGUGCCCCAUUUCCAGCAGCCUGCCUAUCCUGCAGCCUUCCUGACCCGGGGACUCGCUCCUGGACUCAGACCAAACCAACUCCAUAUCCAGCCUAUCGCACAAGGAGCCUUCAGUAAGGAGGCAUGACCCUGACUUUUCUAGCACCGGAUAAAAUCUGGAGCGACGGCUCACACCUGAAAUUCCAGCCUUCAGGAGGGGAGAGAAUGGCAUCUACCAGAGGUCUUGGAAAUUCGAGGUUGUCCUGGGCUACAGAGGAUAGAUAACACUGUCUCAAAAGGCUGGUGCAGUCUGACCUUUCAUUCCAACACUAGGAGGCAGUAGCAGGUGGAUCUCCACGAGCUGGAUCUGUAAGCAUUCCUUUUAGGCUCCGCCCUACAGUUACCAGGCAAUAGCCAGGUAGCCCUGGUUUACUACAGAAGGUCUGUUUGCAGCUCCUCUCUCUUAUUCUGUCUCUCUGGACUCUCUCCCCUCUCCACGUGUUCCUGGCCGGACUCCCUCCCCCACUUCCUUUCUCUCUCUCUCUCCCCGACCCCUCUCUCUCCCUCUCUUUCCUUUCCUUCCUUCUCACCUCUAUUCUACACUGUGUCUACAUUUGGCUAGUACCUACCUCAGGGGAAGGGCUGCUCCCCUCUCACCUCACCUUAACUGCGCUUCUGUCAAACAUAUCUUGGUCUCUCUCUCUCUCUCUCUCUCUCUCUCUCUCUCUCUCUCUCUCUCUCUCUCUCUCUUAUAAAACACAACAGGAUACCAGCCCGGUCAAACACCUUGUGUCGUGCCUCAAAAAGAUCUACAAAUUCAUAGAUGUACACUGUCUAGAUUUAAAGUGGUAAAAAAAAAAAGUGGAAAACUUCUGGUCUUAACACGCACAUCUUCAUUAUAGGCAACAUGGAAAACACGCACACACAAAAACCUAUGUGGGUCAAGGAAAGUCGUCCAGAAUAUUGCCACCUAAAAGGUUCGGGGACCCGGCUCGCGCCUGCGCAGUGUCGCAGUGCGAUCGAAUGGUCGGUAAUGCCCACUUGUCUCCAGAGUUCUAAACUUGGGCCGAACUUCUGCAGGGCGCCGUGGCCACUUCCGGGUUGCUGCGUCGCCCCUCUGCGACGUCACGCUGUCCCGAGCUGCGGGGCGGGGCCUGCGGGGAGCGCCGCUCGCUCUAAUUCCAGCCCUCAGCCACGCGCGGCAGCAGUCUCGCGAGACCUCGCCGACAGCGCACAGCUCCGGGCACUUGCCCUUCCCGAGCCGGCGUCGGCGGCGGAGUGCGCAGGCGCGGCCUUCGGGUUUCCCCGGCUACAGUCGGCGCAUCGGCCCGCUAGUCCGCCGCCGGCUCUUCCGCCGCCCUGCGCCAUGGCGGGCUGCGCGGCGCGGGUUCCGCCGGGCUCCGAGGCGCGCCUCAGCCUCGCUACCUUCCUCCUUGGUGCCUCGGUGCUCGCUCUGCCUCUGCUCACGCGCGCCGGCCUGCAGGGCCGCACCGGGCUGGCGCUGUACGUGGCCGGACUCAACGCGCUGUUGCUGCUUCUCUACCGGCCGCCGCGCUACCAGAUAGCCAUCCGAGCUUGUUUCCUUGGCUUUGUGUUUGGCUGCGGCGUGCUGCUAAGUUUCAGCCAGUCCUCCUGGAAUCACUUCGGCUGGUACGUGUGCUCGCUCUCCCUGUUCCACUACUCUGAGUACCUAGUGACAGCUGUCAAUAAUCCCAAAAGUCUGUCCUUGGACUCCUUCCUCCUGAACCACAGUCUGGAGUACACAGUGGCUGCCCUGUCUUCCUGGAUAGAGUUCACCCUUGAAAACAUCUUUUGGCCAGAACUGAAGCAGAUUACCUGGCUCAGUGCCGCUGGGCUGUUGAUGGUGAUCUUUGGAGAAUGCCUGAGGAAAGUGGCCAUGUUUACAGCCGGCUCCAACUUCAACCACGUGGUACAGAGUGAAAAGUCAGACACCCACACUCUCGUGACAAGUGGGGUAUACGCUUGGUGCCGGCACCCCUCCUAUGUGGGCUGGUUUUACUGGAGUAUUGGAACCCAGGUGAUGCUGUGUAAUCCCAUCUGUGGUGUGGUCUAUGCCCUGACGGUGUGGCGCUUCUUCCGUGAUCGCACAGAGGAGGAGGAGAUCUCGCUGAUUCACUUCUUUGGGGAAGAAUACUUGGACUAUAAGAAGAGGGUGCCCACAGGCCUGCCUUUCAUAAAGGGGGUCAAGGUGGGGCUAUGACAGGAAGAGGCCCCGUGGGACCAGGGACCUCUGGCCCUGCGCAGCCUAGGACAAAACUAUUUAAAGUUGGGCACACAGAGUGAGUUUUCUUAAUUGUUUUAUAUGUCACUAAUUACUCCUCAGAAUGUCACCCAGGACCUAAUAUUGAGGCGAUGUUAGGUCCAAAGGAGCCACGGCAGCUGUCUCCUGCACUGAAGGCAGGUGGGGCAAGGAGUGUGUCCAGGUGUUCAUCGACGCCUCUUCUACCAUGGCAGGGGGAUGACUCAAGCCACAGCCUCACACCCCCUCAGGCUAGAGUGUGUUUGCAUGGUGACCAGGAUGCUUGGGAGAGGUGGACACCGCCCUUUGGAGUGGUCAGAGCUGCCAAGUGUCAGCAUUGGAAAUGCACCAAACCCUUCUAUUUAACUCCCACACAACCCAGCUUUACCCUUUGUCGUCCAUGAGUGCGUGAACAUCUGCAUAAACUGGGAAGACUUGUACCCUUGGGCUCAUACAGAAACCUAUUUACACUCCAGUUCUAUACGCAGAGCAGUGUAGAUUCUGAGGGACAUCGAGCCUCUCUGCCUCGAGCGUCCAGGUCCAGCUUUCACGUGGCAACAGGUAGCACAGACCCUUGGGCGCUCUGCAGCUUUUGAGUAGCCACUGGACCUGGGCUGAAGAUGUGGGCCCAGGGUUCUCCCAUGGUCCUGGUCUCAGCUCUUCUGUUCCCCUGGGAAGUAAUGUCCUAACUUCUGUGCUAACGCCGAGAAAUGCUGCCCUCCCUGUGUUUGGGAUCAGUGUUCUCAUUUAUCAUAGCUUCUGAUUUUUAUUUCCGUGUUGCAACAAGUCUGUCAAAUUAGUUUCCUGUGUUUUCUCAAAGUACCCUACUGCUGCAGCAGGUGUUUUCCAGAAGGUUCCAGCAUAGCUCAUGCGCCUGCAACCCGAGGCAGGUUAGCCCUCCACAGUUCACAGUAGAGAGGCCUGCUUGAGUUCCACUAGCAUUUUUUUUUUUUUUUUUGGUUCUUUUUUUCGGAGCUGGGGACCGAACCCAGGGCCUUGCGCUUCCUAGGUAAGCGCUCUACCACUGAGCUAAAUCCCCAGCCCCUCCACUAGCAUUUUUAUUCUGCUGGUCUGGAAGAACAUUUGGCUCUCUCCAUGCUGAGCACAAAAGCUUUAAGCGCUGCGACCCUUGAUUAGUCCUGGACUGGGUAAGAGGUUGGUCCUGGUGUGAGGCCCUUCCAGGUUUGGCCUUGCUUCUUGUCCUCAGUUUCUGCAGUGAGAUGUAGAAGGGUCUUCAAGUCUGCCAGGUGUGAGCGCAGCUGGGCGAGAGCCCAGUAGGAAGAUCUCAGCUCACACCCGGCUCUGAUGAAAGGCGCAGGGUUGGGUGCAUCGCUCGCUGUCCCUGCCACCUCAGCAGAAUGCAGAGCAGCCUGCAUAGUGCUCUGUGCAGCAGCCAGGGCCUCAGACUUGAGAAAAACCUUUUCCUUCUCUCACUGAGCAGAUACUGCUGGGUUGAAAAGAAUGGAUACUUAGUAUUUCAGCCCUCUGUUGAUCCUUGAGUACAGCUCUAUAUUCCGAGGUCUCAGAAGGCCUCCUUCCUUCACAAGCACACCAGGGCACAGAGGCACACUUGUUAUCAGGCCAGGCAAGCUGGUCCCCCACAGUGGCCAUGGUGUUGCUAAACUCGUUGGCAGUUUGCUGUACUAGGCCAGGUCUUCACAGGGUGGUUGGUAAUGCCAAGCUGGAAUCCAGCAGGACAGAAGUCCACAUGAGUGCUGACCUGGGACUUCAUGCUGGCAGUGGCAGAAUUGGCGGCUUCAGAAACAUGGUGACAGUCAUGCAGCCUGUGGGAUGGGUGUUGACUUUGGCCACUCAUAUUUUACUGGUUGGCUAGUGGAAAGCAGGACUGGUGUGCUGUGCCACAGCCCGCUGCUGCUGCUGCUGCUGCUGGGCUUCCUCAGCAGAGCUGCUGGGUCGGCAGGUCUGUUCCAGGAGGACUCAAAGGCCCAUCGGAAGGGAACUGGGGUGGAGGGUGUGCUCUGGCCAAGAGGGUGGUGAAGGUUAACAUGGGUGAGUGCUCAAUAUUGAGAUACCUAGGACCGUGUCAGAGCAGGAAGAACAGUCACGUGGGUGGUUAGUACUGUUGUAGGAUGCAGCCAGAGUUGGCUAAACCUUGGGGGCUGUAUGAAUAGGGAAUCGAAACUCAUUCUUGACAUGACAGGCAUUCAUUCUAUCAGCAGGGAGGCAACCCCAGUUCCUACACUAAAACUUCUGAGACUCCAGAAGCCUCAAAGACUUGUGCCCUGGGUAGUGUAGUAAGCCAGGGAAGCUGCCAGGAGAGCCUUGAACCAGCCCAGCUGGACGUGGUCUCUGGGCCAGUCUGCAGGCGCCAUUGCUGCAGCCAGGACCCCAAGACCACUUCCAAACUGCAAUGGUGCAGACCGACUGAAGGGGUGUGGCUAGAGCAGUGCUCACUGCCACGCCCUCCUGUGCUUGGGUCUCCCUUCAUGGUCAGGGUGGGGCCAGUGUCACCCACCCCACAGGGCUGUUGUGGUAAGAUGACCUGGACAGCCUAAUGAGGUCUUACAGGCGGGAAGCAGGCUUCUGUGUGUGAGAGCAGUGUGCGCUAAUGUGUGUCCAGAAAACGUUCUGCCAGCCUGGAAGUAAUUUAUUUUUAGAUUUUUAUGGCUUAGUCUUUUGUUGCUCUAUAUACCAAAGAGGCUUACGGGUUUGCCAGUUAGCGUGUGAGGCCAGUUGGCUCAGGAGCCGCCCUCCUGCCCACCCAGGAACAAGGCGAGCUCUGUGGCAGCGAUGCUGUUGUCCACACCAAGCUGCCCAGGCAGAAGUACCCUGGUGGGACAUCAGAUUUCAGUUCUGAAAUAUGAGUGGAGACAGACCACACUUCCUGUAGCCUACCCGACUCACUAGGCUGCAGACGGAGGGAUGGAUUCUUGGCAGCCAUACUUCGCUCUUUCUCAAUGCAUCUAAGCUCGGCUGCCUCCAGCCUCCCAUUCCCCUUGAGGGCCAUGAAGCUGUCUUGUUGAUGGAUGGAGAGUAGCUAAUGACAGCCCUUGGCAUUGUGGGUGGUAAGGCUGGACGUUACACUUGAUAUCACCUUCCACCUGCCAGAGGCCAGAAAGGCCAGCCUUAUGCCAGGCCCAGAGAGAGGGAGCCCAGCCUUAUGCCAGGCCCAGAGAGAGGGAGCCCAGCCUUGGGUCUCUUGGUGAGAUGCUGCGUGGUACCUUAGGAGUUAGGAGUCCUGAGGUUGCAUUCUUUAAAGAGCACGCCAAGGAUGUGGGUGGUGGAAGACCAGGCCACCCUUCUGACACUCCCAGGAUGCAGUUGGUAAUCCACAAGGGAAUAUGAGUGUUAGCAUUCUGUCUAAGCUCCACCCCGCAGUUACCUGGCACCAGCCAGGUGUGCCUGACUCACUAUAAAAGGGGCUGCUUGCCCCCUCCUCACUUUGUGUCUCUCUUGUUUUUCUUCCCUUCUUGCUCCCUCUCUCUCCCCAUUCCCUCCCCCCCCCCUUAUGUGCUCAUGACUGGCCUCUCCCCUCACCCCCUGCCUGAUAUAAACUCUAGUCUAUACUACACUGUCCUGUGGCUGGUCCCUCAGGGGGGGAGGGGUGCCUCAGUAUGGGCCCGCAGAGGCACCCUCUUCCCCCAUUCCUGACUGCACCUCCAUAGAACAUACCCCCCCACGCUUUAUCUUUUUAUGAACACAUCAGUGAUCCUUUCCUGGGCAGGAUUUGGCAGGUGCUUGGUUUCUGCUGCUGUGGACUGGAGAUGAUCUUCACUUUAUGAAUGUAGCCGUGACCCGUGGCAGCAGAGUUGGGUUGAAGAGGCUUUUCAGGUAUUAAAAGGGCUGCCGUGUCCUAGGGUUUCCACAGAUUAAGGAAUUUUCAGGAGAUUGAUGUGUCAGAGUGGAGGUUUCUGUGUGGAAAGUGGGUACAUUAGAUAAAAAAAAACUGCUGCUUGGCAGUGGUGGGGCAAGAAGCAUUGAGAAGGCCCUGCGGCUGCCACAGGCAGGAGAGACAGUUUGUAAUAGCUUCCUAGCAGGACAGAAAGCUUCCCAGCCCUGUCUGGUGGGAGCUUCUGCAUGGACCUAGGGCGUAGCCUUAUCAAUUCUUCCCGCUCAGUUACUAACUUGGAGCUGCAGGGUCAAGUCCCUGAGGGCUCAGCAAAGCUCCUGGGUGGCCUCCUCCAAACAGCCAGUGAGGCCUGCUUCUCCCGUGCACCCUCCCCUGCCUUAGGGAUCUUUGCUUACAGUGGCAGCAAGAUAGAGCCCUCAGCCUUCCCGAUGGGGUUGAGCUGGCAGCCACCUGGCCAUGAAGCUUGUCCCUCGCUCAUCCUGAGUGGAGGCAGCUUGUCUGACCCAUUGCAAGGAAGGAGAACUAUGGAGUAAUCACUGUACUCUUCUUUUUACAUACAGAAAUGUUUAUUUAAAUAUAUUAAAUGGGAUUUUCUUUCACAGAUACUGAAUAUUCUUUCUAAUUCUUAAAUAAAAGUAUACUUGGUUCACUAUGA